AAUUCAAAAAUACAAAAUGGAGGCAUUUUUGAAAUAGCAGGGCUAUGACUGUUUAUAUGCAUCAAUCUUUUUUUUAAUAGCUUCAUAUUUAAGUGCACCAAUUACAAUAUACAAGAGAGUAAACAAAAUUAUGAGUGUAUUCAGAAUUUAUCUUAAUUUUUUUUGCAUCUGAUAGCUGAUCGUUUUCCUAAAGCUGAACCCAAAAUGAAUGUGUUGUACACUUCUCAAAAACUGCAAGAAUUAUUUUGCGAUGAAGACCUAUCUCUCCCCGCGAACAACAUGGCGGCAUCAGGGGACGGCGACGGAGCCCCGGGGCGCUGCUGCCGGCUGUGCGGCGGAGACUCCAACCUGCGGUACUUCGGAGACACGUACAUUUGGGAAGGCGUGGAAGAAAGAUACGAUCAGCUACUGUACGACUGUUUUGGAGUUAAAGUGACCCCCUCAGACUGCAUGAUCUGCGAGUGGUGUGUCCGAGCACUACGCAGCACGGAGCGCUUCCGUGCGCUCGUGCACGCCGCCUUCGAGCAGCCCAACAGCGACGACUGCAUGAUCUGCGAGUGGUGUGUCCGAGCACUACGCAGCACGGAGCGCUUCCGUGCGCUCGUGCACGCCGCCUUCGAGCAGCCCAACAGCGACGACUGCAUGAUCUGCGAGUGGUGUGUCCGAGCACUACAGAGCACGGAGCGCUUCCGUGCGCUCGUGCACGCCGCCUUCGAGCAGCCCAACAGCGACGACUGCAUGAUCUGCGAGUGGUGUGUCCGAGCACUACGCAGCACGGAGCGCUUCCGUGCGCUCGUGCACGCCGCCUUCGAGCAGCCCAACAGCGACGGUCAUGGUGUGUCCGAGCACUACGCAGCACGGAGCGCUUCCGUGCGCUCGUGCACGCCGCCUUCGAGCAGCCCAACAGCGACGGUCAGUAACUACUGGUUAUGUGUAGUCUAUGUAGUGACCCCCUCAGACUGCAUGAUCUGCGAGUGGUGUGUCCGAGCACUACGCAGCACGGAGCGCUUCCGUGCGCUCGUGCACGCCGCCUUCGAGCAGCCCAACAGCGACGUGUCAUCAAACUCCACAACACUAAAAUCAAACAGUUGCAUAAACAAUGACUCCAAGACGUCACCGAAACCGGAAAAGGAAGUACCCUCCAAAAAGCCUUUUGACUUGGCUAAAAGACGUGAGGCCAGGAAACGGAUCCAGGUCAACGAUGCUAAAGCCAAAAGGAUUAAUAUACACUGUGAGGUUUGUAAGCAAAGAUACCCAAUGCUAGUAGCCAAUGACGGUAACAAAUCCUUCAUAUGCUCUCGCUGCAAGAAGAAUGGCGAACUCAAAGGUGCAGUCUGCAGGAAGUGCAAUAUAGUGAUGCCAAACAGUAUGAUGAAGGAUCAUCUCGAUUUGCACGCGAAGGCUGAUAUGAGGGGCAAGUUCAGGACCCAGCAACCCAAAAAGACCCACCUAACACUAGUGAACAGCGUUACAAAGCAGAAGAGCCAGCGGUAUCAAUGUACCCGAUGUCCUAAGAAGUAUGCGCUGGCGAGGAAUCUAGCGCUACACGUCAGAAACUCCCAUGGAGACAGCGUCGAUGAUAUGUGUUCUGGGUGUGGCGAAGACCUAUCGCAGACAGAGCAGUCACAACACCCUCUACAUCAGUGCAGCGAACGUGUGCCCGUCAAACCGAAUGUGCGCGCAGCUAACCCGCUCAAGUCUAGCUAGCUGAUGAUAAAAUAAAAUCUUGAAACUGUUGAUCCAUAUAGAA
This is a messenger RNA of Helicoverpa armigera (cotton bollworm), 1750 nucleotides long. RefSeq lists its product as uncharacterized. Lineage: Eukaryota; Metazoa; Arthropoda; Insecta; Lepidoptera; Noctuidae. Gene Ontology annotation, molecular function: zinc ion binding. The coding region runs from base 205 to 1707 and encodes 500 amino acids. The record is from RefSeq and is a predicted model, not a curated record. The transcript is spliced from 11 exons. Gene Ontology annotation, cellular component: nucleus.